Ciona intestinalis (vase tunicate) is the source of this 1296-nucleotide messenger RNA. The record is from RefSeq and is a predicted model, not a curated record. Lineage: Eukaryota; Metazoa; Chordata; Ascidiacea; Phlebobranchia; Cionidae.
AAGUAACUGUUCAGUAGAAAGUUCCAGUAUUUCAAUAAUUGUAAAGAUCAGCUUGAUAACUAAGUUGGGUUUUUGAUACUGAUUGUUUUGUGUCAUAUAUAUCUGGAUUGGAGUACAUCUCAUAGUACCAACUGAAUAACAUAACUGCAUAAAAAUAAUUGAAAUGUCUGGAUACGACGCGGUCCCAAACCCAAGGUCUUACGGAGGUACAUCUAACUAUGGAGGUCCAGCUGCACCAACUGGAGGUUCAUCCCAAGCUUCCAAGAAACUCCAGCAAACACAAGCACAAGUGGAUGAUGUUGUGGACAUCAUGAGGACAAAUGUGGACAAAGUGCUCGAGAGGGAUCAGAAGUUAUCUGAGCUAGAUGACAGGGCAGAUGCAUUACAGCAAGGCGCGUCCCAGUUUGAGACUCAAGCUGCAAAACUGAAGAGAAAGUACUGGUGGAAGAAUUGCAAGAUGAUAAUCAUGCUAUCAGUAGUUAUACUGGUCAUAGUUGCAGUUAUUAUUAUUUACUUCUCCACGAAAUAAUCCCCAGUAUCCGUUGUCACCCAAACACAGAAGAAAACUUAAGCAUAAACAUGGACACAAUACUGAUGACUGUUGCUGGCUCACUACCGAGAAUCAUUCAACUAUCACCAGCAACAUUAUUAUCUUUAACCUAAGUGUAUUUUCCACUCAACAUUCAAUUGUAAAGUACAAGUGUAUGGUUUAGUUAGUGUCGUUUCCUUGUGCUUGCAGUGUAUGCCCAAGAUUGUAUCUUUCAUACUUUUACCCAAAAGUAUCUAUAUAAACAUGUUAAUAUUAUUGUACUGACCAUUCGUGCAAUUUCGUUACGUUGCUAGGUAUCUAUGCUUACAUUUGCACACAAUUUCAACCAAGUCGAAAAGCUUUAAAAUCACUUAAUGCAAAUUCUAUUUAUAGAUGAGAAAAAAUCAAUAUUUUCCAUUCGAGAGCACAUACGCUUUGUGCUUUUAUCAAGCAGGUAGAAUAAUCGUUGUGUUCAGUAUAAUUGUUACUCUGAUAACAUAUGUAGUUAAAAACUUCUGUUUAAGUCAAGCUCCGCAUAGCGUAACAGUAUUACUCGCAAAACAUGUAGUGAACACUCAUUGUAGUUAUUAUGCAGACGAUUUUGUCGCUGGAGGUUCCAUACCGGUUUCAAGCUGUUAUUUCGAAUCGGUAGUAACUUCUUACUGACGUUAAUUAGUUACGGUACACGGCAAGGCAUGUUAUUUUGCUUGUACAUAUGAAGUUUACUUUGAGCAAUCGUACUAAAACUAAACCUACAAUUGUCUUGC